ACACGACGCAACGUUUUGAAACCUACAGAUGGUAUACUCCCAUUUGCAAUAAACUAAACGUCGGUUUAUACCCAGAACGUUUAUCCGUAACAUUUGAGAACGUCUUUCAACUGAAAGGCAUCUUUACGCCCUGGAAAUAUAUACACGUGACAAUAACAAGCAUCAUGGCGUCGCACAGCAAAGCAUGUACGAGUAGAGAACGUAGUAUCCUACACUGACUAACUAAAUGUAAACAUGAACGUAUUAAUUUGCCUCUUCAGUGUAUUGUACACGUAUGAUAUGAACACCGUGUAGACCAAAUACAUGUAUUUCGCAGGUUUAGCUGUAUGAUGUCGGUUGUGUUCAAAAAUACCAAUGGAUGGCUGUUGGACGCGUGUUCACUUGUCAACCAAGGUGUCCAACUCUGCACUUCAGCGGGAAAAGCAGCAAAGGAAAAGUCGUAUUUUAAAUGUUGUUUUAAACAGCAGUGUUUUAAGGUUUUAACGUCUCAUGUAAAUGUCAGUGGCACCAACGACAUUUCCAUUCCAGACAGAUUGCUAGUGCUACAGGGGAGUGAAAAUGACGCUUCAGUACAUUUUAACCGAUCGAAGAGAAGAAAACGUAAACGCAGUGAAAUGAACCAAGGAGAAAUUGAUUCACUGGCCUACCAUCUAAAGAUCAGGUCUGCCAUUGCAGAGGGCACCAAAUCCUUGGUGGAUGCCGGGCUCUCCUGUGGUUACCUGAGUGACGUCAAAGAGGAGAAUGAACCUCUGCCCUCCCAGGAAUGCAACCUUGCUGCCUUGUGUGACAUGGCUAAAGGCCUCCCUCUAGUGGCUGAUAUCAGCCAAGUGCAGUUUAUAAGGCCUGAGGAUGGCUGUAGCACAACACACCUUGAACUGUUCACGCAGGUCACUGAGAGCUGCAUGGACUGUGCCGUUGAGUUGACGCUGAUGGGACAGAAGUACAUUAUCCCUCCGCGAUGUUCCUUCCUACUCUCAGAUUUGACCAGAAUCCAGCCUCUGGUUGACUAUGGGAAGUUGUUCAACCUCAUUGUGAUGGAUCCUCCAUGGGAAAACAAGUCUGUCAAAAGGAGUGGCAGGUAUGGCUUUCUGCCCUCCACCCAGCUUAAAAGGCUGCCCAUCCCCCUUCUGGCCGCUGCCGGCUGUGUGGUGGUCACCUGGGUGACCAACCGGUCCAGCCACCUGCGCUUUGUCAAGGAUGAGCUGUACCCGCACUGGGGCGUGGAGGUGCUGGCUGAGUGGUUCUGGGUCAAGGUCACCAACUCUGGGAAGUAUGUGUUUCCACUUGACUCCCCUCAUAAGAAACCAUAUGAGGUGUUGGUGCUCGGUCGAUAUCGUGGGUCCGGAGAUGACUCACACAGGUCUCGCGGGAACACGGAGCUCUCUAUGGAGGAUCAGCGUGUAAUCGUCAGCGUCCCGUCAGCGCUGCACUCCCAUAAACCCUCGCUCUCGGAUGUGUUGAAACCGUACGCUGGCGCCGAUGCCGAUUGCCUGGAACUGUUUGCCCGAAGCCUGCAGCCGGGCUGGACCAGCUGGGGCAACGAAGUGAUCAAGUUUCAGCAUGUCAGUUACUACACCGUGGAACUCACCAGCGCUCCAACAGACAAGUCUAUAGACGAGGAUGUGGGCGAUCCAACUGACCCCUCCCCCGAAGCGGACCUACCCCCCCCCCCCCCCCCCCCCGCACCCCAAUACCUCGUCUAA
This is a messenger RNA of Esox lucius (northern pike), 1703 nucleotides long. RefSeq names its product methyltransferase like 4 (gene mettl4). The transcript has 8 exons. NCBI's taxonomy places the organism in Eukaryota, Metazoa, Chordata, Actinopteri, Esociformes, Esocidae. Gene Ontology annotation, cellular component: nucleus; RNA N6-methyladenosine methyltransferase complex; cytosol. The record is from RefSeq and is a predicted model, not a curated record. Gene Ontology annotation, molecular function: site-specific DNA-methyltransferase (adenine-specific) activity; RNA methyltransferase activity; nucleic acid binding. Bases 327 to 1703 code for a protein of 458 amino acids.